AGGCCAGCCUGGUCUACAAAUCGAGUUCCAGGACAGCUUCCAAGACAAUACAGAGAAACCCUGUCUCGGGAAGAAAACAAAACAAAGCAAAACAAAACUGUCUUCACUUCCACCAAUAGGAUCUAGGUUCCAUAUCCUAGCCCCCACAUGAUGGUGUCUGUAACUCCAGUUCCAGGGGAUCUGAUGCCCUCUUCUUGUUUCCACGGGCACCAGAUACACACGCAGUACACUGACAUCUAUGCAGUCGAAGCAACCGUACACGUUAUUUUACAAAGUUAAAAAUGACAGCACAAUUGUGGUGUUCUUCCAGUUCCUCAGUUUCACCGACCCAGCCUUUAGGAUAGUGCUCUGUAUAGCUCAGGGACUGGACGGCCCAAACUACCUCAGAAGGCUCCUGGCGUGAAAACGGAUGGAGGAAGGAGUGGGCCUGAUGUCACCUAGAGAGACACACCUAUCUCCAAGUGGAUUGGGCUCUUGUCCUUGAGUGGGCACAUCAGCAUCUUUCCUAAAGACUUUCUCCAUCAUUCCGAGAAAGACUGGCCCUCUUCUGUGGUGUGUUCCUUCUGUGGACUACUAGUAUUGGGACACCCUACUGUGCUGGGCGUGGUCUAAUAUUGUUUUGCAUGGAUUCCAAAGGUUUCUUCCUUUCCCACUUGGAUAAGGCCACUCAUUGAUCUACCCUCUCUCGACUCCUCCUAGCUCCUGGCCACUGAACUGCGUCCUAUCUGUUCUAUCUUACUAUGAGAAAAACCAGGUCCAGGAUUGCCUGGCUGAGCCAUCCAUCCCCCCUGCAGAGGCAGCCUGGCUCUGUUCCCGGGGCUCAGGGCCCAGCAGGGGCGUAUCCCCUCCCUUACCUGCCAUUGGCCAGGUGGGACUGCCCUGCCUGAGGAUUAUAAGUGCUGAGCUCGGGGGCCUGAGAGCCAGGCACAGGUCAGGAUGGUGGACAGCAUUUACCGUACCCGCUCCCUGGGGGUGGCAGCAGAAGGACUCCCGGACCAGUAUGCAGACGGAGAGGCCGCACGGGUGUGGCAGCUGUACAUCGGGGACACUCGCAGCCGCACCGCAGAGUACAAGGCGUGGCUGCUUGGGCUGCUGCGCCAGCAUGGUUGCCAUCGGGUGUUGGACGUGGCCUGUGGUACAGGAGUGGACUCCAUCAUGCUGGUGGAAGAGGGCUUCAGUGUGACGAGCGUGGAUGCCAGUGACAAGAUGCUGAAGUACGCCCUGAAGGAGCGCUGGAACAGGAGGAGGGAGCCGGCCUUUGACAAGUGGGUCAUUGAAGAAGCCAACUGGCUGACUCUGGACAAAGAUGUGCCAGCAGGAGAUGGUUUUGAUGCUGUCAUCUGCCUCGGGAACAGUUUUGCUCACUUGCCAGACUGCAAAGGUGACCAGAGCGAGCACAGGCUGGCGCUCAAGAACAUUGCCAGCAUGGUGCGGCCUGGGGGCCUGCUGGUCAUCGAUCACCGCAACUACGACCACAUCCUCAGCACGGGCUGUGCUCCCCCAGGAAAGAACAUCUACUAUAAGAGUGACCUGACCAAGGACAUCACAACGUCAGUGCUGGCCGUGAACAACAAAGUCCACAUGGUAACCCUGGACUACACAGUGCAGGUGCCAGGCUCAGGCAGAGAUGGCUCUCCUGGCUUCAGUAAGUUCCGGCUCUCUUACUACCCACACUGUUUGGCAUCCUUCACGGAGUUGCUCCAAGCAGCCUUCGGGGGCAAGUGCCAACACAGCGUCCUGGGCGACUUCAAGCCUUACAAGCCCGGCCAGGCCUACAUUCCCUGCUAUUUCAUCCACGUGCUCAAGAAGACCACCUGAAGGCGGCUUUGGCUCCGAUAAGCCCCCUGCCCAGGCAACGGCAACCUCUGGGGUGGGACUAACUCAUGUCCUCACCACAAGACCAACUCUUAACACGGAUGCUGCGGCUGGGUGCAGGGAUUUGGGAGCAGGCAAGUGGGGAUCUGCAAUACAGUCUGUGCCUUUUUCAA
Messenger RNA from Mesocricetus auratus (golden hamster), 1988 nucleotides. RefSeq names its product glycine N-methyltransferase (gene Gnmt). The record is from RefSeq and is a predicted model, not a curated record. The transcript has 6 exons. NCBI's taxonomy places the organism in Eukaryota, Metazoa, Chordata, Mammalia, Rodentia, Cricetidae. Gene Ontology annotation, cellular component: cytosol. Gene Ontology annotation, biological process: regulation of gluconeogenesis; protein homotetramerization; one-carbon metabolic process. Gene Ontology annotation, molecular function: glycine N-methyltransferase activity; identical protein binding; S-adenosyl-L-methionine binding. Bases 937 to 1818 code for a protein of 293 amino acids.